AUGGUUCGUAAAACAAUCAGAAGAAGUAUCACUAAAACUGAUCCAAUAGUUGUUAACAUCGAAGUCGAGGAUCUGAUCGAUGAACUGACCGCUGAAAACAACAGACUCGUCAAUGAAUUGUUGUUUACAAACAAAUGUUUAGAUUUAUUAAAUGAAAUCAAAGAUCACAUGGAAUUGAUUCACAAGAAAUAUGAAGACUAUAUUACAGCCAAAGAGUAUAAACAGUGGCAAUCAUUCAAGCAAUCAAUGAUUACAGCCAUUGAUGACCACAACAACAACAACAAUACAAGACAUAAAACUGCAGUCAAAACAAUUGGCAAAGAAAGACAAUUAACUGAUAACAUUAGACAAGCGUUUAAUCAUAUCAUCAUCGGUGGUGUAAAUAAAUCCAACGAUCAGAUCAGUUCAUCACUAGCUGAUCCGUGUACGACAACAACAACUAGUACAACAGUUCACACAGCAGUUCCCAAUUUGAAGACUACAGCUUCUAAUGUCAAGACUGUUAAGACAAUUGCCGUUAAAACAGCAGAAGUAGUGUCAAUAGAUUUAUCACAAAGUGAUGCCGACAUAUCAGAUGAUACCGAUUGUUGUGACGCCGAUGAUGUGGUGGCGGAGGAGGACAGCAUUGGUGACGACGACGACGACGGUUGUUGGCAACCGGAGGACACGUCAAGUACUGUCAACAAAACAGUCGCCGAUAGAUUGAUAAGUAAUACUACUGAAGAAAGCGAAUCAAUUGAUAAGUCAACGACAAUAGUUAGUCAAAGAAUUGUAGAUCAGAAGACCGCCACCACUGAUGGCGAUCCAAAUUGGCUAUUGUUGGCAAAGAAAGGCAAUUUAGAUCCGAUUAGUGGCCAACAUUUAUGUCCGAAACCCGAUUGCAACAAACACUUCCCAACUCAGCGACAACUAUACAAUCAUUGUUACGAUGUUCACUGCAGACUGAAAAAACAUGUUUGCAAUCAUUUAGACUGCAAUAAGUCGUUUGCAACAAUCAAGCGUUUGAACCGACACUCGGCAUCUCAUCGGCGAAAACAGGAACGAUUGGUCCGACGAUAUGUUUGCCAUUACGACGGCUGCGACAAACAGUAUAUCCAGAGAAAGCAUUUGAGAAGGCAUUUGUUAUCGCAUUCGUCGGACUCGCCGUACGUUUGUCAGGAGCCAGACUGCGGAAAGGCGUUCAAAACCCAAUGCAAACUGAAACUCCAUCAGACUAUACACGCCACCAAUCGGCCAACCUAUCGGUGCCCGGAAUGUGGAAAGUCGUAUCUGUGCGAUAGAACACUGGCCAAUCACCGACGAUUCAAUCAUUCACUGGUCAAUCAGUUGCGCUGCGAUAUCGACGGUUGCGACGAAAUAUUCAAAAAUUAUUCGCAACGAAGAAAACACAAGAUGUCUGUUCAUAAUUUCAAAUACGCACCGAUUAAGGUAACACUAGGCGACUAUCCGUGUCAGUGGCCCGGGUGUGAGUACAAGACAACAAAAAAACCAUUGCUUGCAUUACACACUCGCAUACAUACCGGCGAACGGCCGUACGGUUGCGAUUGGCCCGAAUGUGGCAAACGAUUUCGCAAUAGAGCCGACUUUAGGGAACACUAUAACUAUCAUCUGAAUGUUAAGCCCUAUGGAUGCCAAUGGCCGGGUUGUGAAUACCGGGCCACUUGUUAUGGAAAUAUUGUUAAUCAUACAAAAUGUGUACAUAAAAAACAUACCGGUAUAUCAUCAUAA
Molecule: messenger RNA, 1728 nt
Organism: Oppia nitens
Lineage: Eukaryota; Metazoa; Arthropoda; Arachnida; Sarcoptiformes; Oppiidae
Product: endothelial zinc finger protein induced by tumor necrosis factor alpha-like
Exons: 1
Coding region: 1-1728 (575 amino acids)
Biological process (GO): regulation of transcription by RNA polymerase II
Cellular component (GO): nucleus
Molecular function (GO): DNA-binding transcription factor activity, RNA polymerase II-specific; RNA polymerase II cis-regulatory region sequence-specific DNA binding
Source: RefSeq, a predicted model, not a curated record